AUGGUUGAAUCUCCCAGAAUUAGGUGGAGGCAGAGAAUCGCCACAACAGUGAUCAGGAGCUGCAAGAGCCGACGGGUGGCAAGGAAGGAGAAGACUUGGGGUUUUUGCUCGAUUCCACCUAAACCGAAGGAAGAGCUUGGUGUGUUUGGACAAGGUUGGGAGAGACUAGCAAAUGUCUUCAAAGCAACUGAGACAUUUAAAAAGCAUGUGGCAAAGCAGGCAAAAGAUUAUCAGGGCAAUAAGCCUGCUAAAGAAGAAACACCUGCUCAAGCUGAUGAUAGCAUGAACCUCAAGAUGUGGGCAUUCUUGUCAAUCUGGAAUUUGAUCAGUGAAACCUUUAACUGA
This is a messenger RNA of Linum trigynum, 345 nucleotides long. NCBI's taxonomy places the organism in Eukaryota, Viridiplantae, Streptophyta, Magnoliopsida, Malpighiales, Linaceae. The record is from the annotation of a GenBank genome assembly.